GUGUGUGUGUGUGUGUGUGUUUAAAGCUCACCAACUAUUGUUGGUAUUAGUGUAUUUUAUGUGUGGCCCAAGACAAUUCUUUCUCUUCCAUUGUGGCCUAGGGAAACCAAAAGAUUGACAACCCUGAUUUAUACGUUUUUUGAAAAAAUUCCCAGCACAUAGCAUAGCAUGUGGCACACGACUGUCAAUGAAACAAAUAGGUAUAGGGGGUCAAUUAUAAAGGGAUGAAGUGAGUCAUCAAAAUUUAUAAUAACUAGAAAACAGGAUGUUUCAUUCAGUCUGUCGCAACGUAAGACAUUAUUAAUUUUCAAAAACUGAUAACAGUAAAAAAAAAUUCAUCUUCACAGUGCUUUCCAAAUUUUAAAGCACUUUCUCAUAUUAUCUCAUGGGUUUGUCAGCAGCUGGGAGAGCCUUAGGGACAUUUUAAAUAAGAAAUCUCAUUUACUUUUUCUUUGGUGAUUGAUAUACUUUAUGUAAGUCACAUUCUACCGUUGGCUAUGCAUGUUGUAGAAUGCUUACCUUUGACCUACUUAUAGCACAUUUUGUGUCAUAGUGGAUGACGUAGUAGAUGAAAGUGAUGACAACGAUGAUAUUGAUGUAGAAGCUGAAAAUGAAACUGAGAAUGAAGAUGACCUAGAUCAAAAUUUUAAGAAUGAUGAUAUUGAAACAGAUAUUAACAAACUAAAACCCCAGCAAGAACCGGGACGAACAAUAGAAGAUCUAAAAAUGUAUGAACACCUUUUCCCUGAGCUUGUUGAUGAUUUUCAGGACUAUGAUUUAAUCUCCAAAGAACCAAAGCCUUUUGUAUUUGAGGGAAAAGUACGUGGUCCUAUUGUUGUUCCUACAGCAGGCGAGGAAACAUCUGGGAAUUCUGGCAGUUUAAGAAAAGUUGUAAUGAAGGAGAACAUACCUUCUAGAGGAGAUGAAGGUGAAAAGAAGUCCACCUUUAUGGAUCUGGCAAAAGAAGAUAUUAAAGAUGAUAGAACAUUGCAACAGCAGCCAGGUGAUCAAAAUAGAACUAUUUCAUCAGUUCAUGGUUUAAACAAUGAUAUUGUGAAGGCCUUGGACCGAAUUACAUUGCAGAAUAUUCCUUCUCAAACAGCCCCAGGUUUUACUGCAGAAACGAAGAAGGACUGCAGUCUUCCUCUCACUGUCCUUACAUGUGCUAAAGCAUGUCCACAUAUGGCUGCCUGUGGAAAUGUCCUGUUUGAGGGAAGAACAGUUCAGCUAGGGAAGCUUUGCUGCACUGGAGUUGAAACUGAAGAUGAUGAAGAUACUGAGUCAAAUUCAUCAGUAGAACAAGCAUCAGUUGAAGUACCUGAUGGACCAACACUCCAUGACCCAGACCUCUAUAUUGAGAUUGUGAAAAAUACAAAGUCUGUCCCAGAAUAUUCAGAGGUGGCUUAUCCUGAUUAUUUUGGUCACAUUCCACCACCAUUCAAAGAGCCUAUUUUAGAAAGGCCGUAUGGUGUACAAAGGACAAAAAUUGCUCAAGAUAUUGAAAGGCUAAUACAUCAGAGUGAUAUCAUAGAUCGUGUGGUAUAUGACUUAGAUAACCCAAAUUAUACCAUCCCAGAAGAAGGAGAUAUUUUGAAAUUUAACUCCAAAUUUGAAUCUGGGAAUCUGCGUAAAGUAAUUCAAAUUAGAAAAAAUGAAUAUGAUCUUAUUCUGAAUUCAGAUAUAAACAGCAAUCAUUACCAUCAGUGGUUUUACUUUGAAGUGAGUGGAAUUCGGCCAGGUGUUGCUUACAGGUUUAACAUCAUUAACUGUGAAAAGUCCAACAGUCAGUUUAAUUAUGGUAUGCAACCACUCAUGUAUUCGGUUCAGGAAGCAUUAAAUGGCAGACCAUGGUGGAUUCGUAUGGGGACUGACAUUUGUUACUAUAAAAAUCAUUUCUCAAGAAGUUCAGUUGCUGCAGGUGGGCAAAAGGGAAAAUCUUACUAUACAAUUACGUUUACUGUCACUUUUCCACAUAAAGAUGAUGUUUGCUACUUUGCUUAUCACUAUCCAUAUACAUAUUCAACUUUACAGAUGCAUCUUCAAAAAUUGGAAUCCGCACACAAUCCUCAGCAAAUCUAUUUUCGGAAAGAUGUGUUAUGUGAAACCCUGUCUGGAAACACCUGCCCCUUGGUGACUAUAACAGCAAUGCCAGAGUCUAAUUAUUAUGAACAUAUCUGUCAGUUCAGAAAUCGCCCUUAUGUUUUCUUAUCUGCUCGGGUACAUCCUGGAGAAACUAAUGCAAGUUGGGUUAUGAAAGGAACAUUGGAAUAUCUCAUGAGCAAUAACCCUACUGCUCAGAGCUUACGAGAAUCGUAUAUUUUUAAAAUUGUGCCUAUGCUAAAUCCAGAUGGUGUCAUCAAUGGAAAUCAUCGCUGUUCUUUAAGUGGAGAGGAUUUAAAUAGGCAGUGGCAAAGUCCAAAUCCGGAUUUACAUCCUACGAUUUACCAUGCUAAGGGGCUGUUGCAAUACUUGGCUGCAGUGAAGCGUUUACCUUUGGUUUAUUGUGAUUAUCAUGGCCAUUCCCGAAAGAAAAACGUAUUUAUGUAUGGUUGCAGCAUCAAGGAGACAGUGUGGCAUACCAAUGAUAAUGCAACUUCAUGUGAUGUUGUGGAAGAUACGGGAUACAGGACAUUGCCUAAGAUACUGAGCCAUAUUGCCCCAGCAUUUUGCAUGAGCAGCUGUAGCUUUGUAGUGGAAAAAUCUAAAGAAUCCACAGCACGUGUUGUAGUUUGGAGGGAAAUAGGAGUACAAAGAAGUUAUACCAUGGAGAGUACUUUAUGUGGCUGUGAUCAGGGAAAAUACAAGGGUUUACAGAUUGGUACCCGAGAAUUGGAAGAGAUGGGAGCAAAAUUUUGUGUUGGUCUUUUACGUUUGAAAAGACUGACAUCUCCACUAGAGUACAAUCUGCCUUCCAGCCUGCUUGACUUUGAAAAUGAUUUAAUUGAAUCAAGCUGCAAAGUAACUAGGAACCUUGGCAGCUCUGAACUUCAGUUUUUGCCUCCAAUCCUUUGAAAUUGCUGACAGCUCUGAUGACUUCUCUGCCUCUAACAGCUGCCCUUGCUUGGCCUGGGUUCCACUGGACUUUGCUCCACGUACCUUUUUUUCUUUGCUGAUUUUGCUUUGUAUCCUUUCACUGUAAUAAGCUGUAACUGAAUUUGACUGUGUGCUGAGUCCUGUGAGUCUUCCUAGCAAAUCACUCCCUACAGUGGUCUUCGGACCACUGAUAAGCAUGUUCAUUCUGAAUUUCUGUUAAGAUUGGUUGUCCCAGAGAUUCUAAUGUUCUGCUGAGAAUGAUCAGAGACAGAUAGUACUGUGAUCCUUUUAUGGAUGUGUGCAGCUGAGGCUCAGAGGGAGAAAUUUACUUGAGGCCAUCCAUCUAGAAAUUCCUGUCAGAAUCAGGAAUUGGAUUGAGGUCUAACUCUAAAAUUCCCAUUCCUUUAUUGUAUCUUGUAUCCUCCAAGUAUAUAACCAAAAUUACUAAAAGAUAAUGGUUUCAAUUUUUGAAAUGCUCUUGUAUAAUUUGGAUAAUUUAAUCAUUUAACACUUACAUUAUGUGUAAGUAAUGUUUUAGAUCAAUGACAAAAUAAGUUGGUGCUUAGUGACAUAGUUAAUUGCUGCUUCCCAAAGCCAGCUUAGUCAUACAACUGCUCCUUGACUUACAGUGGGAUUAUGUCACAAUAAACCCACCGUAAGUUGAAAAUACUAUAAGUUAAAAACCUAUUUUCUACACCUAACUACUAAACAUCACAGCUUAGUCUAGCCUACAUUAAACAUACUCAGAACACUUAAACAGUAGCUUGCAGUGGGCAAAAUCAUCUAAGGCAAAGCCUGUUUUAUAAAUAAACUGUUGGAUAUCUCCAGUAAUUUAUUGAGUAUUAUACUGAAAGUAACAAAACAGAAUGGUUUUGUAGCACUGUCAAGUCAAAAAAUUGUAAAUGGAACUAUUACAAGUCAGAGGCUGUCCAUAUUUUUUUUUUAAACAAAAGUACAAAUAAAUUAGCAAUUUUUUUUUCAAAUAGAAAAAUAUUCUCGUUGGAUAUUUUGUAUGCUAUUUCUUUGUGUGUAUGCAUGUAUGUCUAUGUGCUGUAGCCAUUUAAACCUGACAAAAAUUGUUACUUGCAUUUUCUCUGGAUAACUUUGUUUACUUUGUGAUAUUUGGGAGAUGUUAUAUUUAUCUCUCACAAGAUAGGAAUAAAAUUUUAUAAAUUAUAUAAAUGAAAUACCUCUGGUAUUUGUACAAAUAGAAAGAUUUUCUUUCACCCUAAAUCUGACAUUUCAAUACAAGAAAAUAAGAUACAAUCAGCAAUUCACAAAUUGCUGAUAAUUUAGACAAUGGCAUAUUUUUCUGUGCAUCAUUUUCAAAAAGUUUUCCCUCAUGAUAUUCCAACUCCAUGGGCAGUGGUUUGCUUUCAUUGUGCCUGUUGUAGGUCAUGGAGCUGAAGAUCUACAUUCUGGUGUCUUGGAUGGCAAAUGAGCUCUUAUGGAAAGAGCCUAUAUUUGAGAGAGAUGGUGAAUUUUUUAGGUUUAUUUUUAUUUUAUGCUUAAUAGCUUAACAUGAGGGUAGCCAGAAAACUUUCUGAAUCUGCAUAAAGCAAAAGUUUUUUUCUGUUCUCUUUAGAAAUCAGUUGGAAUUAUAAACCUUUUCUGCAUCAUAAUGACACCAUACAGCAGAGAAUUUCAAUGCAUUCAUCCUGUGAGAAAGGCUCUUUGGGUGACAGUUUUGAUGUUUUUCUUUAAGCAGCAUAAACAGGAUUUGGUUUUGGGCUAAAAUACUGUUUUCUUUAGAAUGAAAUGUUUCUGAAUUGCUUUUGGCUUAGUCUAUUCAGAGUAGAAGGAGAAACGUUAAGGCAGGUGUACAUAGGGCAGCUGUCAGAGGAGGAAGCAGAACCAGGCAAAAGGAGUAAACAUGUGAAAGAAAUGGGGGAAGCCAGGAAACAAUGGCAUUAAAACAAAGUAAUCAUAAUGGGAAAUCAUUAAGUACGUUAGACUUUCUUUUUCUUAUGAGUGUAAGAAUUUUUGGACUCUUACCUGCUUAUGUAAAGCGAUUAUUUUAUAACCUUAGGGCGAGUGUCCUUGAAGUCUUUUUUUUUAAGUGAAGGUUUUGUGAGAAUCAUAGGAAAUAAUGUCUAUGAAAGCAUUUCCUAAGUUGUAAACUGCUCAAAACCUAUGUUGAAAUUAUUAAUAAAAGCAAAGAUGAAUUGCUGUGA
Messenger RNA from Sapajus apella (tufted capuchin), 5207 nucleotides. RefSeq names its product ATP/GTP binding protein 1 (gene AGTPBP1). Gene Ontology annotation, biological process: protein side chain deglutamylation; proteolysis; C-terminal protein deglutamylation. The transcript has 15 exons. The record is from RefSeq and is a predicted model, not a curated record. Bases 727 to 3012 code for a protein of 761 amino acids. Gene Ontology annotation, molecular function: metallocarboxypeptidase activity; zinc ion binding. Lineage: Eukaryota; Metazoa; Chordata; Mammalia; Primates; Cebidae.